AAAUGGAUUUUUUUGAUGUACAAAGUCGUUUUUUGGAUCAAAGGCCUGUGUUCUGUAGAACAACGACCAGCAAAACAAGGCGAAUAAUGCGGCUGACUUGAAACAACAAAUAGGUAAAAGAAAAAAUAAAACACAAAAAAUGUUUGCAAAACGCGCAAAUAUCACAAAAUGCAAAGUAGACCAAUGUUGGCAAUAUUAAGGCAAUUGAAAUCAAAAGUGUGCUACGUUUAAAUGUUGAUAAGCUUACUAAGUAUAUAUGUGUAUAUCAGCACAUCUGUACAUACUCGUAUAAAGUACAUAUGUAUGAAUCUUCAAUGGAAUAAAACGAAUUUUAGGAAUUUAAAUAUUUUGGCGGGCAGAUGGAUCGCACUUCUUCCAUUUACUGGCAGGCGUUGACAAAUUACUGCUGCCCCUCCUUUGUAUGUUACUUAUAAGCAACUUCUGCAGCAACACAAAAAUCAACAAUCAAAAUGUUCAAAUCGUGCAUUCUCUUCGCUGUUCUCGCCUUCGUCGCCUACGCCUCAGCUAAACCGGCUGUGGUCGCUUACUCUGCGCCCGGUGUUGUGACCGCCCAAAGUUCACAGUACAUUGCACGCAAUUACAAUGGUGUUGCUGCCGCACCCGUCGUGGCUGCCGCAUACACUUCCCCCGCCGUAGCUGCUGCACCAGUUGCUGCCGCAUACACCGCACCAGUUGCUGCCGCUUACACCGCACCAGUUGCUGCCGCUUACACCGCUCCAGUUGCCGCCGCUUACACCGCCCCAGUUGCCGCUGCGUACAGCGCCCCAGUUGCUUCGUAUCCUUCGUACGCCUCUUACUACCCCUACAACGGCGCUUACACCGUGGCAUUCUAAUUGACCGAUUAAAUGGAAAAAUAUGACUCAGGGCUGCUGCAACAAGUGGACAAAAGCUUAAAAAGGCAACUAAAUUGGAUUCUCGUUAAGGAAAACGUAUUGCUUUGCAAACACAUUUUCAUUUUCUUUAUUUUUGUAAUCAUUUACAUAUUUAGUUAUGUAGGCAGUUUUUCGCUACAUAACUGCUUUGUUGAAGAUUUUCUAAAUGGCAUAACAAUAAAUUCCCCGAAA
Rhagoletis pomonella (apple maggot) is the source of this 1085-nucleotide messenger RNA. Its product is annotated as vitelline membrane protein Vm26Ab. The record is from RefSeq and is a predicted model, not a curated record. The transcript is spliced from 3 exons. NCBI's taxonomy places the organism in Eukaryota, Metazoa, Arthropoda, Insecta, Diptera, Tephritidae. The coding region runs from base 471 to 854 and encodes 127 amino acids.